CUGGCCACCCCCAGGCCUACGUGGCCAGCGGCCCCGGGCGCGCCGGAGAGAAGCACAAGGACUCCACGCCUGACCUGCGGAAGGCGGCCGGACUAGACUUCCGGCGACAGCCUGGCUCCCUCCGGGCACUUCCGCCCCAGAGGCCCUGGCGCUGCGCGGGAUGGCGGGGACAGAUUUUCGGGCAUUCCUAGAGCAGGAGCUCUGUGCCCUGGCCAUCCGCACGGAGACUGUGGAGCACCCUGAGGUGUUUACAGUUGAAGAAAUGAUGCCUCAUAUCCAGCAUUUGAAAGGAGCACAUAGUAAGAAUCUGUUUCUUAAAGACAAAAAGAAAAAAAGCUACUGGCUGGUGACAGUUCUUCAUGAUAGACAAGUUAACUUAAAUGAUCUUGCCAAGCACUUAGGUGUUGGGAGUGGAAAUCUUCGGUUUGCUGAUGAGACAGCCAUGUUAGAAAAACUAAAAGUUGGCCAAGGUUGUGCUACACCCCUAGCACUCUUCUGUGAUGAUAGAGAUGUGAAAUUUGUUUUGGAUUCUGCUUUUCUGGAAGGUGGACAUGAGAAGGUAUAUUUUUAUCCAAUGACCAAUGCUGCCACCAUGGGAUUGAGUCCUGAAGACUUUCUCAAAUUUGUGAAGACCACAGGACAUGAUCCCGUAAUACUAAAUUUUGAUAAAAACUGAUUGGGCUGGUGGUGUGUGGAGGGGUGGGUAUACUCAGUGGCAGUGUUUGCCUAGCAUGCACAAGACCCUAGGUUUGAUCCUUAGCACCAUAACAAAAGGAAAAACUCCAACUGGGCUAAUGUUUAGAGUAAAUUUAUUUCUGAAAGCUAUUCUUAUAAUUUUUAAAAAGAAUUUAGUGAUGACUAUCAUUUUAAGAGAAAAAUUCAUCUUUGUUUUGGUUUUUUUUAGACAGUCUCACUAUGUAGUUCAAGCUGGGCCAAG
Messenger RNA from Heterocephalus glaber (naked mole-rat), 937 nucleotides. RefSeq names its product prolyl-tRNA synthetase associated domain-containing protein 1. NCBI's taxonomy places the organism in Eukaryota, Metazoa, Chordata, Mammalia, Rodentia, Bathyergidae. The record is from RefSeq and is a predicted model, not a curated record. Gene Ontology annotation, molecular function: aminoacyl-tRNA deacylase activity.